Molecule: messenger RNA, 2331 nt
Organism: Bacidia gigantensis
Lineage: Eukaryota; Fungi; Ascomycota; Lecanoromycetes; Lecanorales; Ramalinaceae
Exons: 7
Coding region: 1-2331 (776 amino acids)
Molecular function (GO): ATP binding; ATP-dependent chromatin remodeler activity
Source: RefSeq, a predicted model, not a curated record
AUGCCUAAAAGGCGUUUCUGUGCGGCUCCCCAGGACGAUAUUCCAAAUUUCGAAUGGUCAGCAGCGGAAGCAAAUUCUAUAUUGACCGACUCUUCUCCCAUGAACUUGGAGGAUCGGGAAAUCUUGCAGGCGAGUCGUGAAACUCAAUGGGUACCAACGGGGAUGCCUAAUUCCGAAGACAUGUGGCUAGAAGCUGGUAUGUCAGCUAGAAGUGAAGAUAUACCCCUUGUAUUGGACGCGUGCUGCUCGAAAAACGGCGUCGAGUUUGUGGUCUUGGCGCUUUCGUUCGAGGACUCACGCUGUUUGCUUUACUCGGACGGUACGGAGGUCGCUACGUUGAACACGCAAUCAUUCGACCAGUUGAGAGAUAUGCAGAAGUCGCGAUCGCUGAUGCUGGAAGGGCUAUUGAUGGUGCGGGACCUGACGAAACCGACCCAGGCGGACGCUAUUCAACGUGGAGCAGUUACCGAUAUUGACAUAAACAUCUAUGGAUAUCAUGAAGUCUCCUCUGAUGUGGCUAGCUCUCUCUCUCUUAGUGGCCUGUUCCUACAAGAUCCUGAUUAUCUAGCCGAAGACAUAGCGUACGAGAACCCACAGUGCUUGAAAUUGCCAGCACAUCACCAAGGCAAUCGAACGGACUUCAGGGUGAACGAUGUUCUCGCGGUCUCCCCUGCCCAAGACGAAAGAUCGCAAAGCGCACAGGAAACUGUUGGUCUUGACUAUGAAGUAUUGUUGGAUCGUUUUGCUCGACACGAUUACCUUGAACAAGCCAAAGUUGAUGGUCGUAUUGCGACUGAUCUUCUUCCGUUAGGACUCGCAUUUCUCGUGCAAAGGGAAGCUCUUAAAUCUCCUUCAUCUCACACUUUAUGGGAGCAACAGGAUGGAAGCGAUAUUGAUCCAACGUACCAGCACGUCAUCACCGGCGCGAAAAGCCGAGAGCCGCAGGACACGUGUGGUGGCAUCCUUGCUGAUGACAUGGGGCUUGGGAAAACGUUGAUGAUGCUCUCAGCCAUUGCAGGCUCACAGAUCCAGGCAUUUAAUUAUGCCAAAUCGCUAACUUCCCCACCCGGUGCCAGUAGCGAUCCAGUGAUCGCCGCAAAGUCGACGCUGCUCGUUGUACCGCACACUAUUCGCUAUACUUUAAAUUAUCACAAAUACCAUGGUCACAGUCGGAAUGUCGACCUCGUUGGACUCUUGAGUAACGACAUCGUGUUAACGACUUAUGGGACCGUUGCCGCGGAGUUCAAGCGUAAGAAGAGCCUCCUGCAUCAAAUCAAAUGGUAUAGAAUCGUUCUUGAUGAAGCACACAUGAUACGGAACGCAUCGACGAAUCAAUUCCGCGCUGUGACUGCUCUUAGCGGCCAGAUCCGUUGGUGCUUGAGUGGCACACCAAUACAGAACUCCCUAGAGGACCUUGGCUCUCUCGUCACAUUCUUGAGGGUUCCAAUGCUUAGCGAAGCGGCGCAAUUCAGGCGACACAUUACUCGCCAAACUAACAUCACUAAAAGCUGCCGUCAGCCAGACUUUGAAAGCUUACGACUACUGCUCGGUGCAGUCUGCCUCCGGCGUAAUAAAGCACUUUUGCCUGUAUCCCGAUCCGAGGAUCUAAUUCAUAAAAUUCAAUUCUCUUGGGAAGAUCGAAUAGCGUACGAACAAUUAGGCCAUGCCUGGAGGGACGCGCUUGACAUGGCUGUCAGUGGUCACAAGUCAAAGCAGGCUCACCAGACGGUACUGGAAGCUUUACUCCGCAUGCGAAUCUACUGCAACAAUGGUGACUACCUCGGGGAUGGAAGCGCCGGCAUAUUGUCGGAACCAGAUGAACUUGGAAGCAUUCUCCAGCAACAAGGUGGGGAAGCCUGCCAUCUUUGCUCAUGUGAUGUCAGCUCUUUUGGCCACAUUGAGGACAGCAGCUCUGGUACUGUGACGGUCUGUGGCCAUGCACUAUGUGGUGACUGCUUUGAACGGUACGCGGAGCAAUUGACUAAGGACCGGGUCUGCCCCGUUUGUGGCGUACAGCAUGCUCUGCGAAUCGCAACUACGAAAGUACAACCAAGCUAUGAGCCUGAUAAUGCAGGAGGUUUCCCACCAAAGCUGCAGGCCUUGUGUGUAGACAUUGAGCAUCAUAUGAAUGAGAGUAAAAGUAUUGUGUUCUCAUUCUGGAAAAAAUCCCUUGAUAUAAUCGGCAUCAUGCUCACAAUGAAACAUAUCCCUCAUCUUCGUGUGGACGGCGCUUUGCCAUUCAGCCAGAGGAAACGUGUCUUACAUGAAUUUCAAGGAGCAGGGCAAGGUAUGGUGUUACUUAUGACUCUGGGAACAGGAGCGAUUGGGUAA